AUGUUCUCCGUCAGGAGUGCGGCGAUAGCGGCAGUUACACUAUGGGUUUUUAUGCUAUUCUAUUUAUCAGCUCAACUUUUCGGAUUGCAGGGGAAAGCUCGAUACGAAGAAGGCGCAGUUAGCAGUCAACUGGAAGAAGCCUUGCAAGAUCUGCGAGAGCUUAAAGUGCAAAAUGAAAAUUUGAAGGAACUGAUCAAAGCGGAGAGACGAGAGCGCGCAGAACGGGAUCGCGACCUCAUCAGGAAGGAGAAGUAUGAUACAAUCUGUUUGAACUUACAAGGACAAUUAUUCUAUAGCAAUAGCACUAACCAUUUAUUCAUAUAAUG
Molecule: messenger RNA, 326 nt
Organism: Strongylus vulgaris
Lineage: Eukaryota; Metazoa; Nematoda; Chromadorea; Rhabditida; Strongylidae
Source: the annotation of a GenBank genome assembly